AUGACAUCGGCUCAACAAUGGUUUGGAAAGUUUAAAUCUCGAGCAUUGUCAGUGAAAGAAACAGCCAGAAGUCGGCUCGGAGAACUCACAGAAACGCUCGAUAAAAAACUUAAAGAAGCUCAAGACGAUCUCGAAAAACAGCGUUCUAAAGCAGAAGCAGUCGAACACGAAACUCAACAACCAAAAAAAUGGCAAUCAUCUGUUGAAAAUCCUGACGGAGAAUUUAUUUCUUUACCAAAACCACCUUCCCCCACCGUUCCAAAAACUAUUCCAAUAAUUGUCCCCAGUUGCUUACAAACACCAACUCCAACCGAAGAACCGACAACAGUAGUACAUAGAAAAUUGAAAAAAUCUCAUGCAAAAAAGAAUGGUUUUUUAUCGACUUCAGCAGUGUCACCUGAUCAUGAGACUAAUUCUGACGAAAGACAAAGGAAGCAAAACGAACAGAAAAGAUAUAAUCGUGCGGAAAUUAUGAGCUGCCUGAAUGAUAUAAUCAAUGAAAUAGCCAAUCGAGAAUUUAUCGAGCAAUGUCUCAAUGGAUUAGUCGAUACAGUAUCAAUUCCUGAUGAGUUAAUUGAAAACACUGCAUCUAUUACUAUUACAGAAGAAGAUAAUUUAGAAAUUGCACAAGAUACAACAAAUUCUGAUUUAGACAAUAAUUUAAAUCUAGAACACGAAAAUUCGACAUCAUCUAAAAUUGAGUCAGAUCAGGAAAAUAUUCAAACGAAUAUAUCAAUCGAUGAAUUACCUCCCGUAGUAAAUCUUGACAAUACAUCUAUCGCCGAUGAUGUUCAAGAAACCGUACCAGUAGAAAUGGCACAUGAGGAAGUAUCAAAACCAACGCAUAGCAACAAUGAACAGUCCGAUUCAAAUGAUAACGAUUCGUCAACGCCAGAGAAUGAAAUAAAGCAAGUUUCGAAUGAACUUGAGGAUUCAUUCAAUGAAUUUGCAAUAUCAAAUAUUAGAACAAAUUCACCAAUUAAAAAAUCGCCAGAACUAUCAGUCGUGUUGACUGAUUUAAAUGAUUUAAUAACAAAUAUUGAAAACGAUGCAGAUGUAGAACGAGAAGAAUUAUCAACUAAACAAGAUUUUCACAUACUAGACGAGACUAUUAAUAAUAUUACUGAACAAUUGAAUAAGCUCGAUACUGAACGGGAUAUUUUCUCAUCAGAGCCCACUUCAACGCUCGAUGAUGCUCAACACGAAAUUGCAAACGAACCUGUAGAUAAUAUUGAUUCAACAAUAAAUGAAUUUUUACCGGACGAAAUAAAUCAAAAUAUUUCUUCAACACGUAUCGAACCAGAAAUUGUCGAAAAGAAACGAUUUUCAAUCGUGAAUUCUAAUUUAAUUCCAUUUGAAACAACAAUUAAUCAUAUAAAUUGUUCGUUAACCUAUAUUUAUAUUUGCACAGAUGACUGCAAAAUAUUCUAUGCAAAAUUCGAUGUCGAUAAUAUGAAUUCACCACUCAAAUGGAUACAACAUUCUGAUCGAGCUGAACAACUAGUUGUUAGCAUUACGAAUCGAACAGUAUGGCGGCUUUUUAAUAAACGUCUCUACUCAUCCAGCGAUUCAAGUAGAUUUCCACCAAUUGGUUCUCAUUGGAAUGAACUAAAAAUUGACAACGGAGGAUCACUAUUGAGUAUGUCAAUUAAUGAUCAAUGUGGAUGGUGUAUUAAAGACGACGGUACACUAUGGCUGAUGCGAACGGUCGAUGAGACUUAUCAAUCGUUAAAUGUUAUGUGUCCAUUUAGUUUAAAUAGAAUCUUUUGUUUUUCGGAAAAAGUUGCUGUGACAACGAAUGAUGGGGAAAUAUUAAUUCGUGUUGGAUGUACAGAUGAUUGUCCUGAAGGUGACGGGUGGAUUUUUAUUGAACAUAAUUUUGGUCAAAUCGAUGAUUUCAUAUUAUUAACAACUAAAAAUAUUAUUUUUAUUGUGGAUAAAAAACACCAUUUAUGGAUAAACCAAUGGUCGUCUGACGGAGGGUUUUUUGAAGUUUUGUGUGAUGAUGAUUCGAUGAUAUUUAAUGAAAGAUGUUUGAUUUGUGUUAAUUCCGAGUCAUUAUUUAUUACUGAUUGUGAAGAACGAAUUCUCACUUUUUCAGACUGUAUAACUGGUGUUCAAUGGAAAUUAAUUGAAACUAAUACUCGUUUACAACGUUUAAUCGGAGCAUUUACAAAUGAAAACUUUGUUUGGGCGUUAACAACAGAUAAAAUGAUUCGUCCAUCGAAUGGUUCAAUACUUGAAAAACCUACUCAAGCUCAGUAUUUAACACAUGCAUCCUUUGUUCCAGAUAGCUGUUCUCAAGGCACUGUCCUUUGGGCACUGGAUGAAUCGUGUAAUAUUUAUGUUCGAGCUAAUUCUGAGAACAAUACAAAAUGGGAACAAUUAGAUCAAAGUCAAUUUGACUGGAAUCGAAGAUUAGUUCAUAUUGUUUGCAAUAAUUCUGGUGUAUGGGCAGUCGAUGAUCGAGGAUCUACUCAUUUUCGUCACGGUCAUAUGCCGGCUAGUGAUCGUAUUUACUUGAAUGAAUUAUCGUUAUUGCCUCCUGCUUGGAUUCCUAUACCUGGCACACCGAAAAAACAUCGAGGUUUUUCACAAAUAUAUUGUGGGCCAGCAGAUUGGAUGGUCUAUGCUACCGACAAUAAACAAACUGUUUAUGCUCGAGUGGGUAUUAACGAAGAAAAUCGUAUAGGAACAUCGUGGAAACCUUUUGAAGAUUGUUCAGCUCUUGAACUAGCUAUCAGUGAACAUACAUUAUGGUUAUUAACAAGUUGCGGUCAAAUUCAAUGCCGAGAAAAGAUUUCUAUAACAAAUCCGAUUGGAACACGAUCAACAACAUUGCCCGGUUUUUUCCUUUCACUUACUGUUUCAAUAGAUGAUAGUCAAGUAUGGGCACUUGAUUCCAAGCGUAAUUUAUUAAAACUUGAUCGAUUAACUGUUUUAUUCGAAAAAUAA
Messenger RNA from Rotaria socialis, 2955 nucleotides. NCBI's taxonomy places the organism in Eukaryota, Metazoa, Rotifera, Eurotatoria, Philodinida, Philodinidae. The record is from the annotation of a GenBank genome assembly.